UCACGGCACCCACAAACCCUACCCUAUAAACCAAAUUCGCAAUUCCUUAUUCUCAACACUUCCAUUCUCAUUCUAAUUUGUAGAACAAUUUUUUCGAAUUAGGGUUACAUCUUCUAUUCAAUUUAUCAUGGACGCGCAGAGAGCUUUGCUCGACGAACUCAUGGGUACAGCGCGCAACAUGACGGAGGAAGAGAGAAAGGGGUACAAGGAAGUUACUUGGGACGACAAGGAAGUGUGUGGAUUCUACAUGGUGCGCUUUUGCCCUCACGAUCUCUUCGUCAACACGCGCAGUGAUCUCGGUGCUUGCCCAAGAAUUCACGACCCAAAAUUGAAAGAAAGUUUUGAGAAAUCUCCAAGACAUGAUGCAUAUGUACCCAAAUUUGAAGCCGAACUUGCUCAAUUUUGUGAGAAAUUGGUGAUGGACUUAGAUAGAAGAGUAAGGCGGGGACGAGAGCGCCUUGCUCAAGAGGUGGAGCCAGCACCACCCCCACCUCUGACAGCUGAAAAAUCUGAGCAGUUAUCUGUUGUGGAGGAGAAAAUAAAGAACCUUCUUGAACAAGUUGAAUCUCUUGGCGAAGCUGGGAAAGUUGAUGAAGCUGAAGCUCUUAUGAGGAAGGUGGAGACACUUAAUGCUGAGAAGACAGCUUUAACACAACCUCAAAAUGAUAAGGUGUUGAUGCUUGGUCAGGAGAAGAAGAUGGCACUAUGUGAAAUUUGUGGUUCUUUUCUUGUGGCAAAUGAUGCUGCAGAAAGGACACAGUCACAUGUCACAGGGAAGCAGCAUGUUGGUUAUGGCAUGGUUCGUGACUUCAUAACUGAGUAUAAGGCUGCUAAGGAGAAAGCUAAUGAUGAGGAAAAGUUAGCCAAGGAAAAAGAGGCCGAAGACCGGAAGAAACAGAGGGAGAAGGAGUAUGAGAGGAGGAGACGGAGUGAUUCAAGUGAUAGGGAUAGGCACCGUGAUAAAGAUCACAAUAGGGAUCGGGACAGAUAUAGGGACAGAGACUCGGAGCGUGAAAGGUCUCGGGAGAAUGAUGGUAGAGGCCACCGAGAUGGGGGAAGGGGAGUAGAUUAUAGGUUGAGGAAUGGACGAAAUGGAGGUAGAGACCGGUACCGUGAUAGGAGCAGAUCACGUUCUCCUGGGGGUGAAUUUACACUUUUCCCAUCUCAGAGCUUUGUUGAGAGUGUACAAUCUCCGUUUCAUCAAAUAUUAUUAAUGGAGAAAAGGGUUGAGUCUUUCUUUUCUCUCAUUUCUGGGAAUCAAUUGAUUGAUUUAAGAUGUCAGACACAAAAUUUCAUGAAUGAAUGUCAUUGCUGCCGAGGGGGAUGGUUUUCUCUUGUAUUGAGGUUUAAAAAAUGCUGCUUAUUCUGACAUGAAAUUUGACAUUGAACUACAUUCCGAAGGCACCAGUAUAGAAGAUAUAGGUAACCUUACUGAAUCUGUUGUUAGUUAUCUCCCAAAUCCAUGGUAUCAUAGCAUAUUUAUUAUAUAUUUGGUGUGAUAUCAUCCGAUAACAUCAUAUUCUGGAUGGAGAAUUAAAUUUUAUUCCAUAGUUUCCUGAUGUCAUUCUUUAUAUGGGGUUCCGGUGCGAAAAAGAUUACUAGUUCAUGUAGUCCAGUAUAAGUAGACGGUUAUUUUACCCAUUUGGCAACUGGUUUGGAAUGGUAAAUAAUUACAGGAAGGCAAAUCAUCCUCUGUAAAAGUAACGAUUUACAGAGUGUUCGAAUAGAAAUGAAAUGACCAUAUACAGGGAUUUGGUUGUCUUUGCUUUUCGCAUGAAAAACUUUCGAUGAUGUGGAAUGCAGAAUCUCUCCUUUCAUGAACAAACGUUCUUCCUUUGUUCUCCGGGUGAUUGGAGGUAAAUUGUCUCUCAUAUCUGGGUCAGAGCGUUUAAUUUGGUGUUCAGGAACUCUAGUUUCCUUGUGAUCUUUGAUAGCUAUAUACGUGCAGGAAAAUAACCCUGGUUUCUUGUUAUAAAACCGAGGUAAAAUGCAAAUUAAGCUCUAAUUAUUUUUUCUCUUUAUAUGUGGAGAAAGGGAUAUGCUUUUUAUUAUUCAAAAGAGCAGCCCAAUCCUUGAUGAACCUAGGACUUGAGUCAAUACACUUCAAACUUGCGAUCUUAAAGAUUGUAAAAAUUCAAGGAAAUAAAAUUAGCGAUUUUUGGAGCAAUAA
This is a messenger RNA of Vigna angularis (adzuki bean), 2170 nucleotides long. RefSeq lists its product as uncharacterized. The transcript is spliced from 10 exons. Gene Ontology annotation, molecular function: mRNA binding. The record is from RefSeq and is a predicted model, not a curated record. Gene Ontology annotation, cellular component: U1 snRNP; U2-type prespliceosome. The coding region runs from base 128 to 1369 and encodes 413 amino acids. NCBI's taxonomy places the organism in Eukaryota, Viridiplantae, Streptophyta, Magnoliopsida, Fabales, Fabaceae. Gene Ontology annotation, biological process: mRNA splice site recognition.